GUGUAGUGGAGCCGGCUGUAUUAGCAACAUGUCUGCGGCAUUUAGAAAAGCUCUGAAAUCCCGUCAAAGGGAACAUAAGGAGAGGUCUCAGCCUGGUUUCCGCAGGAAUCUGGGACUUCUGGAAAAGAAAAAAGAUUACAAGCUUCGAGCUGAAGACCAUCGGAAGAAACAGAACACUCUCAAUGCCUUGCGAAAGAAAGCCCUUGAUAAAAACCCAGAUGAAUUCUACUAUAAGAUGACAUCAUCCAAACAGCAGGAUGGUGUUCAUAUUAUAAAGCAAAAGCCUGAGGAGGUCACAGAUGAACAGGCUAAAUUGAUGCGGACACAGGAUAUAAAGUAUGUGGAGAUGAAGAGGGUAGCAGAGGCUAAGAAAAUCGAACGGCUGAAGUCUGAGCUCCAUCUACUGGAUAAGGAAGGGAGCCAAAGAAACACUCAUACGUUUUUCUGUGACAGUAAGAAAGAAGUGCUCCGGUUUGAUCUGGCAGCUCAACUGAAAACAGCCCCAGAGCUUGUGAACAGAGUGUACAACAGACCUACAUUAGAAACACUGCACAAGGAGUCUGUAAAAGGAGUAGCAACCCCCCAGCAACUGAAACAACUAGCAAAAAAAAGACAGCAUGAAUAUGAUGUUCUAAAGCAGCGAAUUGAACGAGAAAGGAAAAUGUUUGUCAUAACUCAGAAGAUUCAAGCACGUAAAGACUUGUUGGACAAAAAGGAGAAAGUCAAAGUUAAGAAAGAAACUGUGAAUUCCCCUGCAAUAUACAAGUUUAAAAUGCAACGCCAAAGAUAACCGUGACUUCAGAGAGAGAACAGCAAGAGGAGAAUUUAACUGGGAUCUUUUUUUUUUUUUUUUCUUUUUUUCUCUACAGUACAGUCUAAAAAGAUAGUGCUGUAGUCCCCAAAACACUUUUCCACUGUGGACUUUAUUUAUUGCACAAUCUCUUCAACAGAGAGUGAAUUUGAAAUAUGUGCAGUGCAUAAGACUGCUCAUUGUACAGCGUAUUAGCCAAGACCCACUCUUUUCUUGUAAACUGAUACAGUUGUAGAGUUCUUCAAUAAAUGUGUAACUUGGUCAUAAUGUAA
Messenger RNA from Xenopus tropicalis (tropical clawed frog), 1083 nucleotides. RefSeq names its product UTP11, small subunit processome component (gene utp11). Gene Ontology annotation, cellular component: small-subunit processome; nucleolus. Gene Ontology annotation, biological process: rRNA processing. NCBI's taxonomy places the organism in Eukaryota, Metazoa, Chordata, Amphibia, Anura, Pipidae. The record is from RefSeq and is marked provisional.